Messenger RNA from Amphibalanus amphitrite, 1201 nucleotides. RefSeq lists its product as uncharacterized. The transcript is spliced from 5 exons. Lineage: Eukaryota; Metazoa; Arthropoda; Thecostraca; Balanomorpha; Balanidae. The record is from RefSeq and is a predicted model, not a curated record. The coding region runs from base 1 to 756 and encodes 251 amino acids.
AUGGGAGCAGCCGCCACCACCGACUCCAGUCCUGCAUUUUCUGGCGCUCGGCUACCAGCCGGACCGGCGGCAGCAGCGGCGGCCGUCAGCACCCGGCUGCGCCGCGAGUCCGCGCCGCUGGCCGACUACCUGUUCUCCCGGUCCGAGGCCGGCUGUACACACACGCAGCUCAUCGAGGGCGUCGAGACGCUCAGUGGCGGCGAGGUGUGCGGCCGGUUUUUCUGCAUGUACCCGCGGCGCAGUUUCCAGCUGGUGCGCUGGCUGGCCGGCUGGCUGCGCCGGGGCGCCGUGCCGGUGGCCACGCUGAACCUCCAGCGGGGCGUGCCGCCGCAACAGACCGUGCCAGACGCCUGGCAUCACCAGAUGGCCUUCGGAGUCGGGCCGCAGGGAGUGUACCUGACCAACCCGCUGGAGUGCGUGUCGGCCUCCCUGCUCGGUGAGCAGCUCUCGAGCGACUCGGUGCUGCUGGUCCGCAGUGAGGACGUCACCGCUCGAUGGCGGCACGGCUGCUCGCUACAGCCGCUCAUGACGGCCGAGGACCCGCGCUGGAGCAACAUGAACGUGCUAGGCCAGGUGGUGAACGUGCUCCGCGAGGCGUCCGACCCGCCGCCGCCGGGCGUGCGGCGCGCGCUGGCCGCGCACGUCACCAUCCCGGCCUGGUACCGCUCGGGCGUGACGCUGUUCGUGCGCCGCUCCUCGCCGCACUGCGCCGACCUGCUGCGCGAGCCCGAACUGCCGCGACUCGAGGACUGCUAGCCGGCCAGCGACUAACGACAGCCGAAACUCAGCCGCCGCACCAGCCCGCAGCGCCUGGUCGGACUUCGCACGUGAAAAACUGCAGGAUUUCGAACGGGAAAAUCAUCUGUGAUGGAAUGUUUCUUAAUUCUUGGAUUGGUUGUAAUGCGGUGAAAGAAACUGAACAGUGGAAGGUUCUGGAGCUUUCGAUUUAUGAACGCCUUGUGGGUCGCUGUAGGCGGAGUGUGGCACUCUGAGAAAUUGUGCUGCUGUGCGGCGGGCGCCGGUCGUUUUUCGCAGCGGACCGGUCCGAGUCGCUCUCUGCCAUGUCUCGUGCUGCCAAGUGUGUACCGGCCGUCGGGAAGAUGGGUCCUUCAUUGUUUGUGUAUAUUGCAGAUCAUAUAUUUAUGUGCGCCGUAAUGCUCUAUGCAAAGUGUGUUUGUGUAAAUAUAACCCGCCAUAUCGA